AUGCCCCCCAAGCGCAUCGUUGUUGAGCCUCGAUCCCGCCGUGCUCCCAAGGGUGUUAUCGGCUCCACCUAUGACGCUCUUACCUCGUCCGAGAACGCCGCUGUCGUCCGCAGCAUCGCUAUCUUUGGUGUUGUUGUGACAUUCCUGUCCAGCUCUUGGGGCGAGAUCCUUCUGCCUCCCCCGGCUAGUAGUAGACUGGCCCAGCUUGUCUCCAAGUUCGAGUUCCUCGAUGCUGUGGCCUCGGUUGGCAAUUCGCCUCAUGCAUCGCCAAACUCCAAACUUGUCACCGCCAUCAGUCAUCCUUCUGUAGUCGGGUUGACUGCGUCGAAAACACCAAAGCGGAAGUCUCAAGGAUCGACAAUUACACGAGAGAGAAGCUCAAUCGACAGUCGUUUCUCACCCGUUCGCUUUGCCACUUCGAGCUUGGAGCCUGCCCUCACUCGUCGGGCACAAACCUUUGGAACUAAAUCGCCUAUAGUCCCGAUCAGCAAUGCUGAUACAAAAUCGAGACAAAAGUCUGUUGCCGAAAGGAGGAUGAUAUUCGAGGCAACAAGUGAGCAGCCCGAACCAUCAACCCCUCGAGGAGGGUCUUUGAUCCCUAGGCCACCAUUACAAUUGGCGCACUGGAAAAGCUGGCGGUCGCUCAAGAGCAAACGAUCCGCUGCUCAUUCCUCCACGGACAAUGCUGCUGUUACCCCUGAGUCGACCGGCAACGAAUUAAGGACACCUUCGAAGCCACUCUCCCCGGCACCCCAACCUGUCCCUUCGCCGCGGACUCUUCUCUCUUCUGACGAUCCUUUUGGCACAUGGAGAUCGCCUUUAAACCGAUCUGAUGAUUCGUGGGCGUCCUUCAAGCGAAGUUACUAUGUGAAGGCUGCACCGGAUGCAAGCCCAAGCUACAUCCGAUCUCAGUACACAGAGGCAUCGCCACAAGUAGAUCAGAGGGUAUCGAUACACGAGGCUAAAUUCAAUUCCCUGGUGGAAAAUGAUCUUGCGGAAAGGAACCUCUCAAUAGGGGAGAACCGAAACCAUGGAUGGAUGGAUCAUGCUCGAAAGAUGGCUUCUUCAUUUUCCAACACAGUAUCGGGCGGAACCUCAAGUCACCGAAACAAAUAUGUUGGAACUCUUGGUGCCUUUGACCAGAUCCCUAUCAACAAGAAUGAUCUCAUGUCUUUCAAAUUGACAGGUACAAGUGACACGGAUCGUUCGAAGCUGCCACAUUCCAAAAUCUCAGGUCUUCGAAAGAGAUUUGGCCAGUCAAAGGAACAGCCGUCGGUUGCAUUUGCUUCUGCUGACAAUGAAUGCCAAGAAUCAGCUCCGACAGAAACUGGGUCGCCAAUCUCACCAUCGAGAAUCCCACUACUGAAGUCGUGCAGUUCUACAGAGUCGGAAGAAUUGAAGACAUCAACGCUUAGGUCUAAAAGUUACGCCCCGUACCGAAGUCAGUCUUUCUUGAAACCACUUCACACUCCUGUCAGACGUCGGAACACUGAGAAGAAUGACUCGCCUUUGCAACAAAAGAUUAGUCUUUUCGAGUCGCUGGACCACCAUAAUUCAGUUCCCGAGCCUCUCCGCACGACUACCGACACACGCAAUUUUCGUACCAACUCUGGUGAGCAUGGACGAAAGGAUUCUACCAUAGCCCCUCUUAGAUCAUUCCGAGGCAAGUUACGGCGGAUAUCUACGUCCUGUCGAAGGACACCAUCGGAAUGGAGCACCACGAGCUCGAGAGACGUCGGUGACUCCGUGUUGCGAAGUUCUGAUACCAGUCCGGUGGCGCAAGAAGAACAGGCUGCAACAGUAGCUGGCGAAGCAUUGUCACCUUGCACCACUGAUGUUAUCCCGAUACAGCCUAUUCUUAAACAAACGUUUCUUACCAAUGAGAUUUCACCUCUAGUGCUAGAAAAGCCUUUGUCUUUCUCUCGAGCGCCCAGUGCCCGACCGGGCUUCAACAUGGAUGGCGAGGCUGGACUGGGUGUAGCGCCCCUUCCUUUGUUUGCCGAACCUCAAAGGCGGUUCUCUCGUACGAAGAAUAUACUUGCUCGGGCUGCCAACCAACUUUCCCUUCCAGAUAUUGAGAAAGAACUUGAGCUAAUUGAACUCCUUGAGGACAAUCUCAAGAGUGUUUCUGACGAUAGCCUUCCCGUCUCAAAGGCACGUUGCUUGCUGGAACAACCCAAGCCAAUGAAUGGGAAAGAGCUGAAACGACUUGUCAGUUUGUGUAAGGAGAAAGUCAGAAAGAUUUCUGGUGGCCGUAGCGAAUAG
This is a messenger RNA of Fusarium coffeatum, 2265 nucleotides long. RefSeq lists its product as uncharacterized. The record is from RefSeq and is a predicted model, not a curated record. The transcript has 4 exons. Bases 1 to 2265 code for a protein of 754 amino acids. Lineage: Eukaryota; Fungi; Ascomycota; Sordariomycetes; Hypocreales; Nectriaceae.